UCAAUUGCUUUGCAUCCCACCUGCUUUCACCCACAACUUUCUCUCUUCUAUAAUUCCCAUCUUCUUCCCAACACAGACCAGACAUUCCCCCCACCAGCAGCUUUCCUCGGACGACCAAAUGGGAAGAUCCCCUUGCUGCGAGAAGGAGCACACCAACAAGGGUGCCUGGACUAAGGAGGAAGACGAUCGCCUCAUCAACUACAUCAAGCGCCACGGCGAAGGCUCCUGGCGAUCCCUCCCGAAAGCCGCCGGUCUGCUUCGAUGCGGGAAGAGCUGCAGGCUGAGGUGGAUAAACUACCUGAGGCCCGACCUCAAGAGGGGGAACUUCACGGAGGAGGAGGAUGAGCUCAUCAUCAACCUCCACAGCGUGCUCGGCAACAAGUGGUCCCUCAUUGCCGCUCGCCUCCCUGGUAGGACCGACAACGAGAUAAAGAACUACUGGAACACUCAUAUCAAGAGGAAGUUACAUAGCCGGGGCAUCGACCCUCUCACCCACGGCCCUCUCAACAACCGCGCCUCCUCCGCCGAUGGCGUCACUAAGAGAGGGAGAACUAUGUCGAAUCAUAAUGUCAGUGACCAUGAUAAGACAGGUAACACGAGCGGUUGUCAGGCAGGAAUCAAGACUGAAGGAGAUUCGUGGAUGAUAUCUUUGGCCGACGAUCAUCAGUUCUUGAAGAAGAUCAGAAGCGUCUCCGCAGCUGAAUCAAACACCAGUAGUAACAGUGGGGUGACCACCAUGGAGGAAUUAGUAUUCCCUCCUCGAAUCAACCUCGAGCUCUCUAUAGGCCUCCCGAACGAUCAGCAGCAGCAGCCUCGGAACAUUAGUUUUUCUAUGCACUCUCCUCCAGCAGUCGACGCAAAGGAUUUGAACGCGAGCCAGACGAAGCAAUCGAAUCAUCCCGAAGAUAAGAGUUUCCUACCGCAAGCAGUCUGUCUGUGCUGCCAUCUACGUUCUCGGAGCAAUAACAGCCAGAUGUGCAGCUGCAACUCUGUAACGUCUGAUAACCUCUUCAGAUUUUACAUCCCAUUUUGUUCUUGAAAUCAAUGUAGAAAUUAUCACCCCCAUAUACGCGAGCCCCACGUACUCGUUCUCAAUUAUAGAUUCUAUACAUCCCGAUCGGGGGUCUCCCGGAACACCAGAAUGAUCAUUAGCAAUGAAAAGCAUUGAUUCGCCUAA
Molecule: messenger RNA, 1177 nt
Organism: Punica granatum (pomegranate)
Lineage: Eukaryota; Viridiplantae; Streptophyta; Magnoliopsida; Myrtales; Lythraceae
Source: RefSeq, a predicted model, not a curated record